Aspergillus brunneoviolaceus CBS 621.78 is the source of this 3657-nucleotide messenger RNA. Its product is annotated as GTPase-activating protein LRG1. The transcript is spliced from 6 exons. Gene Ontology annotation, cellular component: cytoplasm. Gene Ontology annotation, biological process: actin cytoskeleton organization; signal transduction. The coding region runs from base 1 to 3657 and encodes 1218 amino acids. Lineage: Eukaryota; Fungi; Ascomycota; Eurotiomycetes; Eurotiales; Aspergillaceae. The record is from RefSeq and is a predicted model, not a curated record.
AUGCCUCCCGGCGACGUUCCUUUGCCGGACAGCCUCGUGCCGGGCAACGGGGCUGUCCGCCCCAAACUCAACACCAGUGGAUAUGGCGGUGGUAGUUUUCAGUCGCAAACCCCAACCUCCCCUGCAGACAGUAACAUUGCUUUCGACUCGCCUCGCACAAGGACAGGAGGAUGGAACGGGUCCACCAAUAGCCCGGUCGAUGGAGCACAGAACCCAGACGGUCGAAUGAGCCGGCGCUUGGAGUCUGGCCACCCUGGCUCGAGAGAUCCGUCAACACCAAGAGAUCGUAAUGGUUACUGGGACAGAUCUGCACCACGAGAAAGAUCCCGCCCCAAUGGCCGACCACCCACGAAGUCUCCUGGCAGCUCGUCGCGGAUUUGCAAAAAAUGCGGUGAACCGCUCACGGGCCAAUUCGUACGAGCUCUGCUUGCAACAUAUCAUCUAGAAUGUUUCAAGUGCGAGGACUGUGGUCAAAUAGUGGCGUCCAAGUUCUUUCCUGUAGAUGCUGAAGAUGGAAACGGGCAAUACCCUCUUUGUGAGACAGACUAUUUUCGACGUCUCGAUCUUCUCUGUCAUGAAUGCGGUGGUGCGUUACGUGGUUCAUAUAUUACAGCAUUGGAACGCAAGUAUCACAUCGAGCACUUCACCUGCUCUGUCUGUCCCACCGUUUUUGGCGCGCAAGAUUCAUACUAUGAGCACGAGGGUAAAGUCUACUGUCAUUUUCACUAUUCUACUCAAUUCGCUCAACGCUGUCAUGGUUGUCACACGGCAAUCCUGAAACAAUUCGUCGAGAUCUUUCGCAACGGUCAGAAUCAGCACUGGCACCCUGAGUGUUACAUGAUCCACAAAUUCUGGAAUGUCCGACUGGCUCCGACCGGCCAAGUCCUGGAGCCGCCUGAGAUGGACCUAGACGCCACUGACGAGGAACGCAACAGAGUACGCGACGAGGAAGACGUGAUGGAGGAAAAGGUCUACAGAAUUUGGAGCAUAUUGUCCAGUUUUGAGGAGUCAUCUGCUGCGUGCAUUUCGGAUAUGCUUCUCCAUGUCAGCAAUGGCACCUAUGUUGAUGGUGUUUUUGUUGCAAAAAAGUUCAUUGGGCAUGUAGAUGUCCUCUUCUCUGCCAUUGACCAGCUUGCGACAAACAUCAAGACACAAGGCAUGAAAGACCUAGACCUGGCUUAUGGGCGUGAAGCAAAACUUCUGUGUAAGAAGAUUGUUGCCUUCUUUGCAUUACUCUCCAAGACUCAGGAAGCUGGCGUGCGUAAACUGGGCGUUACUCAAGAACUCCUUUCACUGGUCACUGGACUCGCUCAUUACCUCAAACUUCUCAUUCGUAUUGGUCUCCAAGGAGCCCUCAAACUUGAAAGAGAAAAGCAAACACCUGAAGGUCUUCACCACUUCCUAGACCACUUGGGAGACUUGGAAGCACUCCGGCCUCUCGACGAAGAAGAGACGACUGCAGAUUUAAUGGUCGGGGUCGAUGUUCUCGCAGACCAGCUAUCUGAUUGUUGUGCGUCGUGCAAGGAACCCAUUGACGAUGAAUGCGUCAUGCUUGGCGAUAGCAGGUGGCAUAUCAAGCCGCCACACUUCUCGUGUGUAUCUUGUCAGAAGGAUCUAACGAGCACCAUCCAGGAUUCGCUGUACAAUCGGAAGGAAAAGCGGGCAUACUGCAACGACUGUGUUACCAAGAAUGGUCUUAACCAGGAAACACAGGGAGGUUUCAUCCAUGUGACCAAACUUCAGCAGUUUAUCUUUCUUUUGAGAGUUGCUCUUGCGCGACUCCUCGCCGUUUUACGAGCUGGAGGAACAUUCUCUGACGAUCCCAAUGCAGGCCCACAAAGCGGUAGCGAUAGUGGUCGAAUCCCACCUGGGGGUGAAAUGCGCAGGUCAGGCACAAGGGCUAAGUCAUAUGCAAACGCCGUCAAAGACAGUCCCGAGGGCUCGUCACUCGAACAGACUGUGGGCGAAAUGCGACGCUUGCGAUCUAUCCGGAACGAGCGCACCCUGUCAACAACUUACAGAAAGGCUCGAGCUUCUCGAAUAAUUGAUGGACCAGAGGGUCGCAGCGUGCGGCCGGGAUCAUCAGGUGGCGAGGCCUCGGAUCCACGGGGCCAUGGAUUUCAGAUUGUAGAGGAAAAAGAUGCCAACGGAGAGACGGUCACUGAGCUGACAUUUGGCAAUCAGGACGCAUUGACUUUGGAUGAUAUUCCUAGAAUCGUUGCGGCCGAACAAGCCAAGGAACAACGGCCCAAUGCUUAUAAGCAUGCCGGCACCAAGCUUGUUGGCACCACCGAGCCUCUUCCAAAGUACAACUACGGUCAUCAGCGUGGCGUUUCGGGUGCAGGUUUAGAGCAGCAUCUGAUCGAGCAGUCAGGGCGGACUAAGAAGUACUUUUCGGAACUUUCUGCUCUGGAGUACUUCAUUGUCCGACAUGUUGCGGUCUUGUCCAUGGAGCCAUUGUUAGAUGGGAAUUUUACUUUGGAAGAACUUCUCUCGUUGAUUGAGUCGCGCAAACCCACGAUCUGGAAUAUCUUUGGUCGAGCUUUCAACAAGGAAGCGAAGAAAGGUGGGAAGAAGAAGGGUGUCUUCGGCGUCAGCCUCGACUUCCUUGUUGAGAAAGAAGGUACAGAGUCUAGUCACGGUGUUGGCCCAGGAGCGCUUCGCAUUCCUGCCCUCGUUGAUGAUGCUGUCUCUGCGAUGCGCCAAAUGGACAUGUCUGUCGAGGGUGUUUUCCGAAAGAAUGGCAACAUUAGGCGCCUGAAGGAACUCACCGAGAUGAUCGAUAACAGGUAUGAACAGGUAGAUCUCACCAAGGAGAACCCUGUCCAGAUUGCGGCCCUCCUCAAGAAGUUCCUUCGUGAGAUGCCAGAUCCACUCAUGACAUUCAAGCUGCACCGCUUAUUUGUGGUAUCUCAAAAGAUCUCUGAUCCUGAGAAACAAAAGCGCCUCUUGCAUCUCACCUGCUGCUUGCUUCCCAAAGCUCAUCGUGAUACCAUGGAAGUCUUGUUCGCCUUCCUGAACUGGACUUCAUCCUUCUCACAUGUCGAUGAGGAGUCCGGUAGCAAGAUGGACAUUCAUAAUUUGGCAACUGUGAUAACACCGAACAUACUUUAUCCCAACACCAAGGCCAGUACCGUGGACGAGAGCUUCCUGGCAAUUGAGGCUGUCAACUCUCUGAUCACAUACAAUGAUACUAUGUGCGAGAUUCCGGAAGACUUGCAAUCAGUCCUGAACGACCCUACCUUCUUCAAAGAGAAUAGCGAGGUGACUACCAAAGAUAUCCUCAAGCGCUAUGGGGACAUUGCACGAGGCAGUAUGUCUCAAAAGCCCCUCAAUGGUGGCGAGACUGUCACAAUUACCAAUUCUACUCGCGGAGCGAACAUUCCUACGUCUGCACGCAUUGAAACGGACGCCUCCCAAGAUGCGGCUUGGCAGGCACAGAGCUCAGUUCGCCACGUCCAAAGCCCUGGGGGACUUGGCCACUCUACAAGCACCGGUCAGACCGGUAUGGACCUUGGUCCUGCAUCGGCUAAAGAUUACCGUGAGCGAAGCACGAGUAAUAGCAGCCAGCAAAACACCGUCCAACCUGAUGGGCAAGGCCACCCGAUGCCUUACCGACCCCGUCCAGGCGCGGGACCUAUGGGUGUUGCGGGCUAA